Molecule: messenger RNA, 636 nt
Organism: Phytophthora sojae
Lineage: Eukaryota; Oomycota; Peronosporomycetes; Peronosporales; Peronosporaceae
Exons: 4
Coding region: 1-636 (211 amino acids)
Biological process (GO): folic acid-containing compound biosynthetic process; tetrahydrofolate interconversion
Cellular component (GO): mitochondrion
Molecular function (GO): 5-formyltetrahydrofolate cyclo-ligase activity
Source: RefSeq, a predicted model, not a curated record
AUGGCCGCGUCGCUCAAGACGGAGCUGCGCCGCCGCAUCGGCGCCACGCUAAAGGGGCUGCCGGAUGAGGAGGUAUUGGAGCAGAGCCGGCGGCUGGCCGAGCGCGUGUGCGCGCUGCCGGAGUUCGCGCGCGCCCGUGGCGUCAGCGUGUACCUGGAGAUGCCCAAGGAGGCGGCCACCUCGGGGCUGCUGGAGGCCGCGUUCGCCGCUGACAAGAAGGUGUUCGUGCCCAAGAUCACUGGCCGCUCGGCGGAGGACCUGAAGAUGCUGCAGGCGAAGUCCAUGGGCGAUAUCCGCCGCUUCCCCAAGGACAAGUGGCUGAUCCCGGACCCGCCUCUGCUGACGGAGGGUGGGGCACCGCGUGACGACGCCAUGCAAGGCGACGAGCUGGAGCUCGUGCUGCUGCCCGGCGUGGCCUUCGACCGGCGCGGAGGACGGCUCGGCCACGGGAAGGGCUAUUACGACUGUUUCCUGCGUCGACUGACGGAGUACUACGAUGCUAUCGGACAUGCGCCGCCCACCACCAUCGGUCUUUGCCUGACGCCACAGCUCGUGGAGCAAGUGCCGCUGGCAGCACACGACCGCAUGCUGGACUUGGUGGUGACGCCCGACGAGGUCAUCCGUGGCGAACGUUGA